Molecule: messenger RNA, 4629 nt
Organism: Trichomonas vaginalis G3
Lineage: Eukaryota; Parabasalia; Trichomonadida; Trichomonadidae
Product: ankyrin repeat-containing family
Exons: 1
Coding region: 1-4629 (1542 amino acids)
Molecular function (GO): protein binding
Source: RefSeq, a predicted model, not a curated record
AUGGCUAUAUCUGACGAUGAGAUACUAAAUAGUAUUAAAAAGCCACCAGAAUGUAUUCCAGAGUUUAAACUUCCUUUGGGUGAGUUAAAAGCUUAUAAAAUCAUCAAGAAAAAGAACAAUUAUCAAGAAAUAAUAAAUUUAAAAUUCGAUGGUAAUUCAAGAUGUUACAAAGGAUUAUCCUGUCUACAUGUUGCAAUAGAUUCGAAUAGUUCUGAGAAUGUAAAAGCUGUACUCGAAAAAGGAGCCAACCCAAACACAAGAGAUGAUACCAUGUCAAUGUUGAUGCUAGCAAUGAAGAGUAAAAACAAAGAUAUCAUUACUCUAUUACUUAAAUAUGGCGCAGAUCCUUUAUUUCAAAACAUCGACAAUAAACGAGCCAUAGACUUCGGAAAUGAUGACUCCAGAAGUGCAUUUAUUGGCUUUCAAGGUUCAAGCAAGCCAAGCAAGGACUUAAUUACUUCCGCAAAGGACGACAAAACAAAUGACAUUUUAUACUGGAUUGCCAAGGGUAAAGAUUUCAAUAAACCAGACAAAAAUGGUAUGACACCAUUCCACUACGCAUGCUCCAACGGCAAUCUCUAUAUUGCAUGGACAUUAUACAAAAUUGGCGCCCAAAUGUACCAAGAGGAUAAAGAUGGACUGUCACCUUUAGCUUAUGCUAUCAAAAAUAACCGUUUGAACAUUGUCAAGUUUUGGCACAAAGCAUUGGACAUAAAAUUCCCAAUUAGGGAUGAUUCACCAUUGAUGUAUGCUGUCAGGAAGAACAGUGUUGAAAUAGUAAGGUAUCUAGCUCCGUUUUCCAAUCUCAAAUUCUGCAAAACAUACAAUGCAGAAACUCCACUUUUUGUUGGAGUAAGAGAAGAUCAUGUAGGCUGCGUUUCUAUAUUAUUAGAUGCAAAUCCAUCAAUGAUCAAUGAUACGGUUGCUGAUCACACAAUUAUGAUGUAUGCAGCCAAGUUUAAUAGUGUCAAAACGAUCAAGUUGCUUUUAACGAAAAAUGUUAAUCCAAAUAAUGCAUUCAAAGGAAGCAAUCCUAUCAGUGUUGCUGUUAAGGGCGGCAAUGCAGAUGCUGUCAAGGUGCUCAUUGAAGCAGGUGUUGAUCCAAAUUCAAGCAUCAAUAAUGGCGACAUUCCUUUAAUGAUUGCAAUUCAAGAAGGAUACUUCAAAAUUGUUGAAUAUCUUCUUGAAAAGGGAGCUAAUAUCAAGUACACGAACAAUCAAUCUGAAACCGCUUUUAUUUAUUCUGUCAAAUAUAAUAGAUCAUCUAUUCUUGAAACAUUAUUAAAAUAUGUUAAAGAUAAUGACAGCAUUCUUUUGAGAAGAAAAUGUCUACAUUUUGCAAUCGAAAAUAAUAAAAUUGAUUCAGUGGAAACAAUUAUGAAAAGCAUGAGUAAAGACAAUGACAAUAAAUACGAUUGUUUAAUAACUCAUGCAAAAUCAGAGGAAAUGAUCAGAUACUUACUUGGAGCGGAUAAAAAAGAUACUAAGAAGAAAGGAAAGAGCAUUUUUGGUGCCAUCGACGAAUGUUCAAUCCCUGGCAUUAAGUAUUGGUUAUUAGAUAAUCCUCAUUCUAUUGAAUCGAAAAAUGAAAACCAAUAUACUCCAAUCAUUUAUGCCUCAGCAAAAGGAUCUCCAGAUAUUGUGAGCUAUUUGAUAAGCAUUGGUGCAAACAGAUUCGCAUCAACUGAUGAUGGAACUGAUGCAAUGUCAAUGGCAAUCUCAGGAGAUUAUGUCGACAUUGUGAAAUUAUUAUUGGUUGCGAAUGUUGAUAUUACUUCUCCAAGAACAAAUGGAAAUGCACCCGUAUCUAUUGCAUGUGAAAAUGGAUCAAUUAAUUUCUUAAAACUCAUGAAAGAACAAAAACUUGACUUCAAUAAAGUUGCACAAGGCUCUGAAACACCGAUUGCAAUUUCAGUCAUCAAAGGUAAGACCGAUUGUGUCCGAUUCCUAGUCAAUGAGUGUGAUAUAAGUCCAAAUUCAGUCAGCAAAGAUCAGACUCCAAUUGUCAUGCUUGCCAUUCUUAAUAAUCAACUUGAAAUCUUUAAGUUUUUAGUUGAUAAAGGAGCUGAUAUUAACUGUCGCGAUCAAAAAGGAAACACUUUGCUUCAUCAAGCAGUUUGUUCAGGCAAUACAAAUGCAGUCAGCAUUUGCAUCGAAAAAGGAAUCAAUAUCAAUGAAAAAAGAACUUCAGAUCAAGUUACUCCAUAUUUAGUUGCAUGUUAUAAAGGUGAUGAAGCAAUGAUGAAUUUCCUUGAAGGAAAAGGUGCAAAUACUGAUUAUAAGACAGAUGAUAACAUUAAUGCAUUAAUUGCUGCUGCGGAAAGUGGCAAUCUUCAGUUGGUCACUAAUCUUCUGAAUAGAGGAUUUGAUCCUGAUGUAAAGACUUCACUAGGGAUGACUCCUCUUCUCGUUGCUUGCAAGUUUGGGCACCUUAAAAUUGUAAAGCUACUUGAGUCCAAAGGUGUCGAUUUCAAGAGAAAAGAUUCGGAUGGACAUACUGCUUUCUAUUUCUCUUGUAUUGGUGGCGAUAAAGAUAUUACUAAACUUGUUUAUGGCAAGAAAGGAUUCGAUGUCAAUGACAAAUUUGAAAAUGAUAACACCGUCCUUCAUAUUGCUGCAAUGAAUGGACAUCUUCAAGUUGUCAAGUUCCUCAAAUCGAAGAAAGCAAAAUUACUUGAAAAGAAUAAGGAAGGAAAGACACCAUUCCAUUAUGCCGCAAUGAACAAUCAUGUUGAUGUUAUGGAAUUCAUUUGGAAAGAAACGCACAAAGAUAAAGAUCCUGUUUUCAUUAAAGACAAUGAUGACAAUAUGCCAAUUGUGGAUGCAAUUUCCAACUAUGCUGUUAAUGCAGUUGAAUUCUGUUUGUCUAAGAAUUGUCGAAUAAAUACAAAAGACAAAUCUGGAAAAUCACAACUCCACAGAGCUGCAGCGGCAGGAGAUGUUAAAGCAAUUAGGAUAUUGCUCAAAUUUGGUGCAGAUAUCAAUGAAGUUGAAAACAAUGAAACACCAAUAACUGUGGCAAUUAAUAAUGAACAGUGGGAAGUUGUCAAAUUGCUCAAGAACAUGAAGGCGAACUUUUCAUCAUCUAAUUCAUUAUCUGGAAUGCAUCGUGCUGUCCAAGAAGACAAUGUUGAAAGAUUUGAAAUGCUUCGACAACUUGGUUUCAAUGUCAAUGAGAAAGGAGCCGCAGGAAAGACACCUCUUAUGGUUGCUAUCGAAAAGCAGCAACAGAGAUUUGUCUCCUAUCUUUUGGAUUGCAAUAUUGAUGUUAACGCAGUAGAUGAUAAAGGAAGAACUUCACUCAUUUAUGCUGUGAAGUUUGGUAAUGCAAAGGCAACAGAAAAACUCAUUGAUAAAGGUUCAAAUAUUGAUCAUAAUUGUGAUGAUGCAACACCUCUAAUCAUCUCAAUAAGGAAAGAUCAUAUGGAUUGUUUCAAGAUAUUGCUUCACAAAGGUGCCAAACUUGAAUUACCGCAGAAGGGAGGUUGGUAUCCAAUUCAUGAAGCAGCACAAUGUCCAAAUAUUGAAUUCCUUAAAAAGCUUUUGCAUAAGAAAGUUAAAAUUGAUGUUGUUUCCGAAGUCAACAAAUCAUCACCUCUAAUGUGUGCAGUAAUCUAUGGAAACAUGGAAAACUUCAAACUGCUUUUAGAAAAAGGUGCUGAUAUCAAUUUAUUAACCAAGAACGGAUAUAAUGCAUUACAUUAUGCUGUUACAAAAGGAUUCUUCGAUAUGGCAGACAUUUUAAUCCAGAAAGGACUUAAACUUGACAUGAAGGAUGCAAAUGGAAUUUACUUGUUGGAAUAUUGUGCAAUGAAUAAUUUGGUUGAAUCAAUUAAAUAUUUCCUCAGCAAAGGAACAAAACCAAGCAUUGUUCUCAAUGGAGAUACAUUGUUAAUCAAGUGUAUCAAAUCAGGAUCAUAUGAUUGCGCCUUCAUGCUUAUUGAUCAAGGAGUAAGUGUUAUCAUUUCAUCCAAUGGCGAGUUACCAAUUCAUGCAUGUGCAUCAAGAUUUUAUGAUCAGCAAUCAGUUCAAUUGGCAAAGAAGUUAAUUGAAAAUGGUGCAUAUCUCAAUAUCAGAAAUAAAAAUAAAGAAACACCAAUGAGUUUGACCAGAUGGUAUAUCGAAAAUGACAGAAGACUUGCAAAAUUCUUGAAGAAUAAUGGUGCAAAAGACAUUGAUUUUGAAGAGAAUCUUGAAUAUAGAAAACGCGAAUAUGAAAGAAAAGCAUCAGAACUAAAUGCAAGACGUGGAGGAAUUGAAGCAACAAGGAAGAUUUUGCAAGAAGAAUGCGAAGAUUUUGAGAUUGAGAACAAUAAAUUUAAUGGGAGAGUUAAAUUGUAUAACCAGGAAUCUGACAGGUUGGAUAACAAGACAAACUCUUUCCUUUACAUGGCAUUCGCAACAGAUUCUAUGAGAGAAAGACACAAUAAUAGAAUUGAAGCUCAUAAUGCCUAUGGUGGUGCACAAAUUUGUGCUCAAAGAGAACUUCUUGAUCAACAAGAAAAGAAAUUAAUUGAAAAAGUUAGGAAAUUCAAAGCAGAUGAUGAUCAAUUCAAUGAAGAAAACAACAAAUUCCAAAGUGAAUAUAAGGCAUUCAGGGACCAACUUGAGAUAUAUAGUAAAUUAUGA